GGGGCCGGUGGGGCCGGGAUGGCCGGAUGCCGAAGCCGCGGGUGGGGCAAGCCCGUGGCUCCCUCCUCCCUCGGGAGCUGUUGGACCUGUUGUCCCCCCCUCCACUUCCGGGCUGCUGGGGAGGGGGACGGGGCGGCCUCUCUCCUCCCUCUUCCCCUGCCACCUGUCUCAUAGGCAGAAGCGGCUGUGCCCAGCGCGCAGAGCGGAGCGCGCCGAAGCCUGAGCUGGUGAGGGGGCCGAGGCUGUGGGGAGGUGGCGGUUGGACUUCGGAAUCUCAAGGACUCCGACUCCUGGCUUGUUGAGAGAAGGGCAUCCUGGGAGCCCCGACUCCUGGACCCCUGGGAGCCCGAGCGGCCAUGGGGACGCGGAGCAGCCCCGCCGAAGGGACCCCGCCGCCGCCGGUCCCGGAAUGCGACGUGGAGGUCCAGCCCCAGGGCUAUCCCGAGGAGUCCCGGGAACAGGAGGCUCCCAAGGUACUGGAGGAACCUUCGAGCCGCGGAGGAGCUGAGAAGCAGGGGGAGGAAGAAGAAGAAGUGGGAGAAGGCAGCAGCACUGAGAGCAGCCGCGACGCGCCCGAGGCUACGCCUCCGACAGCUACUGCGUCCACACCCGCCUCAUCCACCUCUUCGGGGGGAGGGGUGCGAGGGGCGGCGCGGCGCCUGCGAGGACAGCAACUGGAGGCAUUGACUCGCGUGGCCCUGAUGGAGCAGCGAGUGAAGGAGCUACAGCGCCAGAGGAAGGAGCUGAGGAUCGAGAUGGAGGUGGAAGUGGCCUUGCUGCGGGGUGAGCUGGCUGGGGAGCGAGUGGCCGCUCGCCGGGAGGAGGAGCAGCUGCGGGAGCUGCUGGGGCAGCAGGCGGCCUCGGAGCAGCGCGGCCGCCAGCAGCGGGAACAGGAACAGAGGCGGCUGAGCCAGGAACGGGAUCGCCUAGAGGGUCUUCGCCAGAGACUCCGGGAGGCCCAGGGACAGCUCGACUCCCAGCCAGAGGACCAGCGCGAGCGGCUUCUGCAGCGUGUGCAGGAGAUGAGGGAACAACUGGAUGUGGCCCAACGCGCCUAUGAGGACCUGGAGUUCCAGCAACUGGAGCGGGAGAGCCGGCAGGAGGAGGAGGAUCGGGACAGCCCUGGGCCCCAGGCACCAGACCCCAAGGUCCAGGAACUUCAGGCCAGCAUGGCGCAGCACAGAAGGGGUGCUCUGCAGCGCCGAAUCCGGGUCCUGGAAGAGCAGCUCAAGUCACUGGGGGAGCAGAUGGCAGCCGAGAGCCGGGGGCUGAGCCGGAAGAAGGAGGAGGCCCUUCAGGCCCUGUCACAGGAACGGAGCCGGCUGCUCGAGCUCAAUUGCCUUCAGGGAACACCUGGUGGGGACUUCUCUGAGCCCAACCCAGCCCUCACUAAGCUGCUGUUCACCCAGAAGACAGACCACCAGCUAUUGGUGCUCCAGGACCCCGCGGCCCAUUCCGCUGCCACCCCUACUUCUUCUUGCCUCUUCUCUGUCCACAGCUCCCUGCAGGGCUCCAUUGGCCUCCAGAGGACCGGGAGCCUGCCCCGGAAAAGGGGAGAGAGGGCGAGCCAGAGAGGAUCCCCCCGACCUCUGUCUUUCCAUUGUACUGAAUCCCUGGAGGCCUCAGCUCUCCCGCCAGCAGUGGGGGACUCCGGCAGAUACCCCCUCUACCAGCUGCUGAACUGUGGCCGUGGGAAUAGCUGUGGGGCCGUCCACCCGGACAUUGCCCACAUGGAGCGGCUCCUGCAGCAGGCCAUGGCGGAGAGGGAGCGGCUGCUCAAGGCCCGGGAAGGAACAAGAAGGGGCACGGAAGCUUCCUCAGGCCCUGCUGUCCCUGCCAUCACGGUCAGUCCCACCCCUGCCCUCACGCCCACCUCUCCCUGCUCCGUUUCUCCCCCUGACCUAUGCCCUUUCUUACAUCUGACCCUUUCCUUUCCUCCAAUGGAACAGAAAAGUGUCCGGGGCUUGGCAAGGGAAAGGGAACUGCAGAGGACCAGUUCCUGUUCCCAUGACCUGUCGAUGGUCAUCUCUAGAUACACCUUUCUCAUUGGCUCUCUUUUUCUCUUACCUCCCCUACCAGACAAGGAAGAGACCAAGCUCAAAGGUGUCAUCUACUUCCAGGCCAUUGAGGAAGUCUAUUACGACCACUUACGCUGUGCCUUCAAGAGCCCCAGCCCCCGCCUGACCUUCUGCGUGAAAACCUACGAACGCCUUUUCUACAUGGUGGCUCCGAGUCCCGAAGCCAUGCGCAUUUGGAUGGACGUCAUUGUGACAGCAGCUGACGAAAACCACGCCCCCUGAGUGGCCCCGCCCACUUGGGGGGAAGUCCCUUCGAGGCUCCGCAGGCGCGAGGGCAUUCCUAGGCCCCGCCCACUGCCGGCAAACUUGGGCGCACGCCGUUGGAACUUUCCUGGGAAUUCCGCAGGCCCCACAGCUCGGCUGGCCUGAGCUGCUGCGUUCUGGGUUGCAGGUGCCUUGCCCCCGACGGGAUCGCCAACCCCUGAGGCCCUGCCCGGGGCAGGAGGAAGAUUGCAGGGGCGGGAAGAAACUAUUUAUUGAUGCUCCUGUGAUACCGAAUUAAAUACGGAAGAAAAACAGGAA
This is a messenger RNA of Mandrillus leucophaeus (drill), 2600 nucleotides long. It is a transcript of the gene PHLDB3, whose product is annotated as pleckstrin homology-like domain, family B, member 3. The record is from RefSeq and is a predicted model, not a curated record. NCBI's taxonomy places the organism in Eukaryota, Metazoa, Chordata, Mammalia, Primates, Cercopithecidae. The coding region runs from base 357 to 2300 and encodes 647 amino acids. The transcript has 16 exons.